Dictyostelium purpureum is the source of this 234-nucleotide messenger RNA. RefSeq lists its product as uncharacterized. The coding region runs from base 1 to 234 and encodes 77 amino acids. Gene Ontology annotation, molecular function: protein dimerization activity. The transcript has 2 exons. NCBI's taxonomy places the organism in Eukaryota, Evosea, Eumycetozoa, Dictyosteliales, Dictyosteliaceae. The record is from RefSeq and is a predicted model, not a curated record.
AUGACGUUCGCUAUCUCUUAUUCCUUUGUAGAAAUUUUAAAUUGGAAAUGCUUAGAUCAUAGAAAUGAUACAAUAAAAUAUUGGAAAGAAAAUAGUAUUGAAUAUCCAACUUUAUAUUCAAUUAUAAGAAAUGUACUUUCAGUUGCUUCUUCUUCUGUUGAAAUUGAAAGAACAUUUUCGGGUGCUAAGUUGUUGGUUACAGACAACAGAUCAAAUUUGGUUGGGAAAGAAUAG